UUUCUUUGCAUUACAUCACAUUUUAUUGUUUUGCAUCGCUGCCACCACCCGUCCUCUCGCCCGCUUAAUUUUUGCAAAAUGUAAUAGAGAUUGCGGUAUGGAACAGUUAUGGGACCCUCGCGUGUCUUCUCCUUUAUGUAUUGUUUUUAGGAGGAGAAUGGUGCCAUCUUCGCCUUUUGGCCUACCUUUCUUAUCCAUGAGGAUUCUUUGCAAAGCGUAUCCUAAGUUGCCUUUGCUGUGCUUGUCAUUGCAAGCUUUAUAAUGCAACUGAAGGCUCAGGGUGGUGGAACAGCCUCUCCAGUAUUGACAAUUAAUUUUUUUACAAAAUAACGUAUUUAUAGUUGGAAGAUUUCAUUCAUGAAUGGACUGAAGAAGGCAAAAGGUUCCUGCAAUGGCAGAAAGUCGCUUGGCAGAAAAUAAGAGACUUCGGAGGAGUUCCCCCCUUGGCAAGAACAAGAGAAAAACCGCAAGUGGCAAGCGUGGGGUGGAAGCAAAAGGUGCAUUGCCUUUCGUUCCAAACUCUUCUAUUCUGUCCUUUUUUAAUCAUGUUCCCCCUGUCAGAAUUGCCUGCCCUUUGUGUGGGCAGAUGGUACCAAGAUGUGAAAUCAACCAACAUAUCGAUGAAGUGUGUCAAAGCCAGGAUGAUGGGAUUCUGGUCGACUCUGCUCCUGAGGUGGCCACUGGUCUUUCAGCAGAAAGUGAGCUUGAGCACUCCAGUCUGUAUUUUCCAAAGAAUGCCUCCACUCCAGAGAAGAACCCAAACCACCCAGUAGGUGAGCGCUCUGAAACAAACAUGGAGGCAACAGGUCAGACGAGCCCGUAUUUUAAGAAAGGCGGAGCUCUAGUACUGAGUGAAAGUGAGCCAAGGGGUCGUACAGUUAAAGCCCUCUCCCUGGGACGCUUGUCGAGCAAAUUGUUCCAGCGGCGGCGCACUCAGGCGGAGCCCUGUCCAGCCCAAAGUGCGUGCACCAGCCCUGCGGACGGCUCUCAGAAGGAAAACCAGCUGCCUUCCUCCAGCUUUCAGGGACCACCGCCUAGUCCAACAGCAAGUUUAACAAGCAAGCCAGAAACUCUGGGAACGGCGUGGGAGCAUCCUGCGGGAACCUUGAGUAGCGAUUUGAAUGGUUCUACUUCAGUUUUGUUUCCAUCAAGGGAUUUUCAUUUCCAAGAACUUGGACUUCCAACAGGGAGCAGCGGCCAGCAAAAUACUCCAAAGGAGCACUCCGUCUCAGAUCUUUGCAAUCCUGUAGAAUGUCCAGUAGCUUACCGUAAAGAAGGGCUCUCUGAUUUGGAAAUGGGAGCCCUCUCCUCCAGCGAGCAAGAUCCGUUGUCCAGUGCAGAGGGGGCGUACCAUAAUCAAACCCCAAAUGUCUCUGCUAUGGGGGGUGACAUGGAAGUGCUUCCAAUGGGAGAUCAUGGGGAUUUAAGCCAUAAAAUAGACCUGGGAUCUUCAGAAGAUGAAGAAGAAGCGGAUUUUCAGACUCGACACAACAGCAUUUUAGAAUUGGUCCUCAGGGGCCCUAACCUGAUGUCGGACUCAGGAGGGCAUCCCUAUUACCUCCGGAAUUUCCUGGUGGUCCUGCAAACGGUCCUGGAGAAUGAGGAUGACCAGCGCCUGUUCAACGAGCAGGAUUUGGGUGCCAUUGCUACCUUCUGCCAGCUGACAGCUGAAGGACAGAAGCUGUACGUCCGGCUCUUUCAGCGCAAGCUGAGCUGGAUAAAAACCGCCAAAAUAGAAUACACGGAGAUCAGCCAGGAUCUCUCUCCAGCCAUUGGGGAGCUUGUGGAAGCGGGCCUCCUGCAGUCGGAAGCAGAAUUACAAGAUCUGAGAGAGGUGCUUGACUUACUCACUGCUCCUGAGCUGAAAACCUUGGCAAAGGCAUUCCACCUGGCAAACCUCAGUGCUCCGAAACAGCAGCUCCUGGAAGGCUUCCUGAAGCUGGCGAAACAGCGCUCAGUCUUCAGCAGCAACCAAGCUGGUGUGAGAAGUGUGAUUCUAAAAAGGGCUAAAGAUCUGGUGGGGAAGUGCAUCCGGGUUUGUAAAGGCCCCCGGUCUGUCUUCUCUCACGUGCUGCUGCUCUUUUCCCUGACGGACCCUGUGGAAGAUGAAGAAGCCGGCAGCGGGGGCCAGGGUCCGCUCUCCAUGAUGCUGAUGGUCAACAUGGGCCGGACUGUCUUUCCCACGUACACUGUGAACAGGAAAACUCCAAUAUUUCAGGACCGGGAAGAUUUCCUUAGGUAUGCUGCGGCUCUGCACAUGUCAAAUGACUUACGUGUCGUCAUGGCCAAUGGGAACUGGAAAGAGGCACACAGAAUUUAUGAAAUGGCAAAAGACACCUGGAAGGGGUUGAAAUGCCACCCUUCUUUGAGGUAUCACGCGGCCCUCCCAGAAUACUUGAGACGCUUCACAGUGGGAUGGGUGCACACGCGGAUCCUCUCGCGGGGCGUAGAGAUCUUGCAGCGGCUGAACAAGUAUGAGGAGGCCGUGGAGCUCCUUCACGACCUUUUGGCCCAGGAGACCUACUGCAGUGACAGCCGCGGACAGUGGUGGGACCGCCUGUGCCUCAACUUGCACCAGCACCUGAGGGACAUGGAGAAGGCCAUUGCCUGCCUCAGGCAAGGACUGCUGGAUCCGUCCGUUCGCACGGGCCAUCGUCUCUCCCUUUCCCAACGGGUGCAGAGAAUGAAAGACUCCCUCGUGUGCAAGAAGCUCGGGCCUCUCCUUCAAGACCUGCCUCUCCUUUCUGUGGAAGACGUCGUCCACGUGACCAUCAAAGGAAAGCUGCGUCCUCAGACUGGGACCGGGAAGUCUGUGUUCAUCGUGGAAGAUGAGGGAGACAACCUCAAGCCAGCGACCGCCGUGUGCUCGGUGGAGGAGCUGGCUUUGGCCCACUACAGGCAGAAUGGCUUUGAUCAAGGCAUCCACGGCGAAGGAUCCACGUUCGGCACGCUCUACAGCCUCCUGAUGUGGGACAUCCUGUUCAUGGAUGGUGUCCCCGACGUCUUCAGGAAUCCGUACCAGGCUUUUCCCCUGGAUUUGUACACUGACAGCUUUUAUGAGAACCGGCGAGAGGCCAUCGAAUCCAGGCUGCAGGAGCUGCACGAUGCUUCACCUGACAUGCUGCAGCAAUGGAUCGCUGAAGUGUGGGGGGCCCAGUAUGGAAAGGCAUCGGCACUGGCCUGCUGGGAGCGCUUCUCUUCCGUCCGGCAGGCCCAGAGCCUGGCACGUUCCUUCGGAGGUCCUUUUCUGAGCGGAGUUUGUCGACGGCUCUCCAAAGAUCUGCGUCACUGCAGAGGUGGCCUCCCUGACCUUGUCGUCUGGAGAACGGAAGACCGCCAGUUUAAGCUGGUGGAAGUCAAAGGGCCCAAUGACCGCCUCUCUCCCAAGCAGGUGAUAUGGCUGGCUGAGUUGCAGAAACUGGGGGCAGCGGUUGAGGUCUGCCAUGUGGUUGCCGUCGGCUCUAAAAGCAAACGCCUGAGCUGAAGGACUCUGCAGCGGUGGCAGGACUCAUGGCUAGUGUAACUGAAACGUUUUUGAGAUUUUGCCAGAUUCUCUGUUUUGCCUUUUAGAGGGGAAUAUCUCUAACUGUUUUCAGACAGUACUGAAUUGCAUUUUCAUUGUAAUGGGAAGUCUUCACUAUUAGGUUAAGGUAGGGUACCACUGAAUGGCUUUAUGUUGAAAUCUUGGGAAUAAAAUGGCUUUUUCAUGCUUGGCUGAAGGUUCUCACCUUUAGCAGUUCUAUUAAAAAGCAGGCCUGUGGCUGGUCACAGCUAAACAGGGUCAAAUGGCCACUGUUGAACGCUACAGUGACAUCCAGGAUGGGUUAGUAUGAUACACAACGGGGAAGCAGUGCAUAGACUCCGCUUGGUGCAAAAUGCUGCUCCUAAGAACAGAAAAACAGCCUUGCUGGAUCAGACCCAAGGUCCAUCUAGUCCAACGCUCUGUACACACCGUGACAAACCAGCUGCCCACAGGACCCUCCAGGAUGGCUGCAAGACCUCCUCCUGCCCAGCUCCUCAGCAACUGGUGCAUUUGAUAAGGCUUCGCUGAAAUGUGAUUAGCUGCUUGUUUAAAAACUUUUGGGCCUGGUUCAGAGUGGUUUUCAUCCUUUUAACUUCAAUCCAUUCAGGAUUGCACUAUUCUCAGGCAAGUUCCCUCUGUGUAGUAAUCUUUCCUUGCCAGACUAGCCUUCUCCACGGUGGUCCAAGUGAUUUGAAACAUCCUAUCGAGAUCUUUGAGCUUUCUUCGCAAGGUUGUUUUUGAAUGUGUGGUUUUUCCUAGGAUUUAACUAAUUUAAUCUGCCUUUAUACUGCUGUUCACAGAAACUGUCAAAGCAGUAUUUGACUGUUCAGCUUUAAAAUAAGACUACCUCGUUCUAUAUGGGUUCUAAAAAUACUCUUUAUUUUAACUGCUCCCUCCUUUUUUCGGGCAUGGAGGGAGUGCUGUUUUGGCAUGGUUUUGUCUUUUGUCAUCUUCGAAAACUAUUCUGCUUUAAGGUAAGGCAGCAGCAGCCCUGAUCUUCCUCCUCCUCUUAAAAUUGUGCAUCACCUUUCCAUGCUUUUUUGCAUAGGCCUCCCUUUUCCACAUGGCACAGAAAGAAACAGCCCAUUUUCCUGCAUGCAGCACAGCAGAAACUGAAUGGUGCUUCCAACAGAAGGAAGAAAGCAGGCCUGUUCUCCCCACAGCUCCAGUGUCUUGAGGCUCCCUUCUUGCUUAAAACAUGCAUUCCAUUGAACUGGACUGUUUCUUGCAGAUGUGUUCAAGUUGAAAAGCUGUUUCAUAACCCAUCUCAAAGGCAGUAACGAAUAUCUGAAAAAGCCAGUUCUCUGUGCACUUUGACCUCUGCAGUGGUACAAACAUUCAGGUUUUUUUUCCCUUCUGCUUAUGGUUACAUCAGCCAUCCUCAGACACGGUUCCUGAGAUCCCAGGGUUCCACUGGGGAUUUCAUGAGAGAUCAUGUAUGCAUGUUUAAAAAUCUUGUUUUCACACUCACGCGCAUGUGUGUUUAUAAUCUAAACACUCAUACAAGGUAUUUGUUUUAAUUAACGAGAAGAAUCGAAAAAUAGCUCCUUGUUCUUUUGUUUUUUGUUUUUGUUGACAACCUGUGGGUGGAGCAAAUGGAGGCAGGCACGAACGGGCAACAGGCCCUCGGUGGCUGGCAACGUGGUGGUGGAGGAAAUACAGCACAUGUAAUGAUUGUGACCUUUUAAAUGGCUAGUUCAAUGUCCUCUUUGUUCAAAGAUUUUUUGGCAGCUUUGCUGUGGUUGUAAAUGUUGUAAUUUGCCAAUAAAUGUUCAUGUUGUAUACAGCUCUGAUUAAGAUCGGGUUACCACCUUUACUUGCAUCCAAUCCCAGGGCCUGCCUUCAUAGUAAUUUUCAUGCAGGUGUUCCCAGAGACACAGAAAUUAUUUCCAGGGUUCCUCCAAGGUAAAA
Messenger RNA from Varanus komodoensis (Komodo dragon), 5434 nucleotides. RefSeq names its product FANCD2 and FANCI associated nuclease 1 (gene FAN1). The coding region runs from base 392 to 3484 and encodes 1030 amino acids. Gene Ontology annotation, biological process: interstrand cross-link repair. Lineage: Eukaryota; Metazoa; Chordata; Lepidosauria; Squamata; Varanidae. The transcript has 14 exons. The record is from RefSeq and is a predicted model, not a curated record. Gene Ontology annotation, molecular function: 5'-3' exonuclease activity; 5'-flap endonuclease activity; flap-structured DNA binding. Gene Ontology annotation, cellular component: nucleus.